This is a messenger RNA of Colletotrichum scovillei, 705 nucleotides long. RefSeq lists its product as uncharacterized. NCBI's taxonomy places the organism in Eukaryota, Fungi, Ascomycota, Sordariomycetes, Glomerellales, Glomerellaceae. The transcript is spliced from 2 exons. The coding region runs from base 1 to 705 and encodes 234 amino acids. The record is from RefSeq and is a predicted model, not a curated record.
AUGAUUUCCAAGAUCGUCAUAGCCCUACAUGUUGUCUUGACACUAGUCGUACUCGCAGUAACCGUCAGGACUCUACAGGAUGAAGCGAAUGAGAAGAAGGGAGUAGUGCAGGUUCUGCUACAUGAACAAGCAAAGCGCUUCGUUCAGGUUCCUGACUUGGUCGGGUCCAUCGCCACGGCGGUGCAAAGUGCCGCAGCCGGCGUGGUCACUGCCGCGGUCGCAUCAGGCGAGUCCUUGGUCGCCGCCAGUCUACCGUCUAGCAUAUCAGUGGGCACCAAAUACGCGUGCGUGGCUUCAGAAUGCGCCGCGAUUCCUGGCCACGCCUUUCGUCUGAUGCAAGACCUGGCCCCGUUUGUCCCUUCGUCCGAGGAGAUCGAACAGCUGCAGAAGCUGGUAGAUAAAUGCCCUAACCUGGAGACCGUUUUGUUCGCCGGGCUCGGCUUGGUUUUGGUGUCGACUACACUGCUACUUGCCGGGCUCAAGUUCAGGCUGCUUCGCUUCGUAUCGCUGGGGCUGGACGUUGUCGCCGCCGUCGUCUUCGCGGUGGUCACGGCCUAUACGGUCUCUCUCUACAAGACAUCUCAGGCUGUGGCAGGCCUGCUUGGAGUCGAAGCGAGCAAGGGAGACGUUUUUGGAGCAUCUAUCGCAGACUUGACCCUGUGUCUGAUUAUGACUGCGCUCGCUAUCGCGCAGACUGUACUGUAG